AUGGUGCAACCAAUGAAAGCUAAAUUUGAUAAGUAUUGGAGCGAUUAUUCCAUAAUUCUCUCUCUAGGAGUUAUUAUCGAUCCUCGAAUAAAAUUUCAUGUUUUGGAAUAUUGUUUGAAUAAAGUGGAUCCAUGUACUGCUAAUGAGAAAUUGACCACCAUCAAGAAAAAGCUGUAUUUGUUGUUUGAAGCAUAUUCAGAAACUUUGUCACAUAAUGCCUCUUCUAAUGCUUCUGGUGGUCAAAUAAGAAUUCCUACUUCUAGAGAAGAUGAUUCACUUUCAUUUGAUGUGCCUGAUGAGUUGAGAAAUAUAAAUUUUCAAACUAAUGCUUCACAAAGAAAGUCUUCUUUAGAUAUCUAUUUGGAAGAGUCAACUCUUGAUAUGAACUCUAAAAUAGAUGUCUUGCAAUAUUGGAGGUCUCAAGUCCAUCGCUUUUCUGAUUUAGCUUCCAUGGCUUGUGAUGUGCUUAGUAUUCCAAUAACUACAGUAGCUUCAGAAUCGGCCUUUUCCAUUGGUGCACAUGUCCUAAAUAAGUAUAGAAAUUCUAUUUUGGAUAAGAAUGUGCAAGCUCUUAUUUGUGCUCGUAAUUGGAUACAUGGAUUUGAAGAUGAUGAUGCUGAAUUUGAGUGUCAAAAUGAAAGUGACAAAGAACAUUAUAAAGAUAAAGUGGAUUCAAUUAAUAUGAUGCCUGGUGUUGACUAAUUUGGUGGAUUGGAUAAAAGAUUUUUGGGGAUUACAUUGCUUGCUACUUUUGUAAAAUAUUUGCAUGCCAUGUAAUCUGUUAAAUACUUUCUUUUUACCUUUGUGUGGC
Arachis duranensis is the source of this 811-nucleotide messenger RNA. RefSeq names its product zinc finger BED domain-containing protein DAYSLEEPER-like. The coding region runs from base 1 to 702 and encodes 233 amino acids. Gene Ontology annotation, molecular function: protein dimerization activity; DNA binding. The transcript has 4 exons. Lineage: Eukaryota; Viridiplantae; Streptophyta; Magnoliopsida; Fabales; Fabaceae. The record is from RefSeq and is a predicted model, not a curated record.